Messenger RNA from Galleria mellonella (greater wax moth), 1103 nucleotides. RefSeq names its product mediator of RNA polymerase II transcription subunit 31 (gene MED31). The record is from RefSeq and is a predicted model, not a curated record. The transcript has 4 exons. Gene Ontology annotation, molecular function: transcription coregulator activity. Lineage: Eukaryota; Metazoa; Arthropoda; Insecta; Lepidoptera; Pyralidae. Bases 200 to 634 code for a protein of 144 amino acids. Gene Ontology annotation, biological process: regulation of transcription by RNA polymerase II. Gene Ontology annotation, cellular component: mediator complex; core mediator complex.
AGUUGCUGUCAGUAAUUGUCAAUACACCGUUAUUAUUAUAUGCAUUUUUAUCUUUUCCCGUCUUCUUUUUCUAUUAUCAUUUAUUAUUAUUAUUAUUGCUUAAGAAAAAAGUAUUUGUACUAAGCGAAUAUCAAUAUAUAUGUAUAUAUUUGUGUAAUUCACUGAAAUAAUUUUGUGGCUAAAACAACUUAGUGUUUUCAUGAUGAUGGCAGGAAAAGGUAUAACAGUAAUGCCUGAAACUGAGGAUCAGAAUAGAAUAAGAUUUCAAGUUGAGCUUGAAUUUGUACAAUGCUUGGCCAAUCCCAAUUACAUACAUUUUCUAGCACAACGUGGUUAUCUAAAGGAACAGACUUUUGUGAACUAUAUACGCUACUUACAGUACUGGCGUGAACCAGAGUACGCACGGUAUCUUAAGUAUCCUAUGUGUUUACAUUUUCUAGAGUUGUUACAGCACGAAGCUUUUAGAAGAGAAUGUGUUUCAGCACAGGUAUGCAAGUUCAUGGACGACCAGGCAAUCUUACUAUGGCAGCAUUACACGCGACGGCGUACGCGCACGCUGCAGCCGCCGGACGCGCCUGCGCCCCCAGCGCCUCCCGCGCCACCCGCUCAGUUACCCUCGCGGCACCAAUCAUAAAGUCAAUAUUUUGUAAAACAUGAGACAAGUUGAUGUUGAUCUGGUACUGCCAAUAUAUAAAAUUUUGAAUCGAUACAGUAUUGUCCUAGUGACAGUGUUGUUUUGAAUAUUAUUGUUGUAUAUUUUAAUUCAGUGUGUUACUGGUAUUAAGGAUUAUUAGUCACAGGGAUUAGGAGCACUAUUGUUAAAUGCCCUGUUAGGGGUUACUCACACUUAUUCAGCUCCAUUCGCGUUUCGCUGAACGAUUUUGGUCACACUUAACAGCUCUGCUUCUAUCAGCCGCGUAAAGCGUCGUAAGAAUGAGAAAAGCCGUCAUAGCGUACUAUCUCCGCUGAAACGAUAAGCUAUUGCAUACGACGUUGAAUAUGCUGCAUUUCGUAAAAAUAAAAUAAUUGUAAUUACUAUAAAAUACGUCUGCACUCUUUAAUCCUUGCGUAUAUAAUGAUUACGCAAUAAUAAAUCAAAUCAA